This is a messenger RNA of Neurospora crassa OR74A, 1404 nucleotides long. RefSeq lists its product as hypothetical. The transcript has 5 exons. NCBI's taxonomy places the organism in Eukaryota, Fungi, Ascomycota, Sordariomycetes, Sordariales, Sordariaceae. The record is from RefSeq and is a predicted model, not a curated record. Bases 1 to 861 code for a protein of 286 amino acids.
AUGCUGGGGCCAUCACAGCCGAGGGCUGCUGACAAGUGGAACGAAAAGGUCGGGUCCUUCCGAGCCCAGAUGAUGUCGUCCAUCUUGGUAGGAUUCAUUCUUUUCCCUGAUGCGGUGCCGUGUUGUUGCUUGAGGUCGCCGGCGCUUAACGGCAUCCGCCAUGGACCAACACCACUCCCAAAUUCUCGGUUGCAAGAGAGAUUUGGAGUCAAGUGUGCCUCGCUGCUCGUCGUUGAUUCGCCAAUGGGUAUUUUACUUCUGAAGAUGGUAUGGGCUUUUUCUACGUUGUUGCUUCGCCCCUUUGACCUCCAUGUCCGCAUCUCGAAUCCGGAAGUUGACCUCUCAAACGGCCCCCUAAACCCCGGUCCCCUAGCGGCUGAGUGGAGAGGGAUCCACACCGGGCCCGAAACCGCGACCCGGAAAUGGGAGCCCGUUGAGGGCCCGGACCCCACUGCCGCAAGGCGAUGCUCCUGCAAAAGCUCACCACCAGACAUGGGAAAUGGAGAUAUUGCACAACACCACUCUCAGCCCGACCCGAGAGUUUGGUUUGAUGGUGUUUUCCUUGAGGCCUUUGAGGAGCACCUGGGUGUCAUGAUGGAAAACAUACCGGGUUCAUGGACUGUCACCCGGGCAUCGCACUACAACAAGUCAACAGCCACCAUGUGCAACUGGGAGCAAACCAAGUUCGAGGCGUGCAAGCACACCGAGACCAAGCGGAUGGCCUACUCGUGCGCCAUCUACACGAGGCACACCUAUGGAGAAUGCAAAUUCGAUCCCAAGAAGAGCAAGGUCUUUACCGUCAUCAGCUACGGCUACUGCAAGGAGUGCUCCGAGAUGUUCAACAAAUAUGUGAAUCUCUGAGCUGGUGGUUGUGGGUGGCAUUUGAUUUCGAUGGUUGUUUUACUAGUUUCUUUUCAACAUGGCACUUGAUGUGGUUUCGCUGCUGAGACGAUGCGCUCAUGCAGUUUUCCUUUUCCUUACUUUCCUUCGAGAUUACGGAAAGUCGACACACCUGCCGGCAAGAUCACCGCACAACCAUCGUUCACCGAUUUCUCUACUGGCCAAUUGACUGGUGAUCAAGAUCACUGCUCUCAGGUCCCGGAGGAGUGUUCCCGUCCGCGCGGUUGAUGUUACAAGGCCUGAUGGUAAGGAGUGGCUUGGAGAUAAGGGUGCGGGGUGAUGUGUACAAUCUUUUGAGAAUUUCUGGCUUUUGUCAAAGGGAGAUAAAGUUGAGUGGGUCAACAGAACAUCUACAAAUGGGAGAAGAGGUUCUGAGGUUGCGACGUGGGUGUGUGUCUUGUGUGCGUUUGGCUAGGUAGAGGUACUGUUUGGUGUUCUCUUCUUGUAUGUACUUUGUGUUCCCCCCUUUUUUUUUGCUUUUUCUUUUAUUUCCCUUUGUUUCGA